Nicotiana tabacum (common tobacco) is the source of this 1323-nucleotide messenger RNA. The record is from RefSeq and is a predicted model, not a curated record. NCBI's taxonomy places the organism in Eukaryota, Viridiplantae, Streptophyta, Magnoliopsida, Solanales, Solanaceae.
AUGGUAACCUCUUGGAUUGUCAAUUCUCUAUGCAAAGAUAUUGUUGACAGUGUCGAAUAUGCUAGUAAUGCCUUCGAGUUGUGGAGAGAGUUAGAGGAUAGGUACGAUCAGACGAAUGGUACCAAAUUGUACCAAAUCCAAAAGGAAGUUAACGAUUUGUCUCAAGGUGUGCUUGAUAUUAAUGGAUAUUAUACGAAAAUGAAGAAACUUUGGGAGGAAUUGAACAUGAUAAGUGCCAAAUCGCAGUGCACUUGCCAAUGUACAUAUGGAGCUAAGGAAAAUAUGCACAAAUCUGAGCAAGACAGAAGGCUCAUCCAAUUCCUUAUGGGAUUGAACGAGGUAUACACCAGCAUACUUAUGAUGAAUCCCUUACCAUCCAUGGCACAAGCCUUUUCUCUCCUCAUUCAGGAGGAAAAACAAAGAGAAGUGAAACCGCAAAGCCAACUUAUGAUGGAAUCUGUCUCUCUAAAUGUCAAUGUUCCUUCACAUAGCAGCCUGAACAGGGCACCUAUGCAUAAUAAUAAUUUCAGGACAAACUACUCUCCAAAUAACCACUCCUCUACUAGUAGACCUCGUCCCUUUUGUGAUUACUGCAAGCGUGCUGGUCACACCAAAGACAAAUGCUUCAAGCUCCAUGGUUAUCCUCAAGAUUUCAAUCACAAUCCUAAGUAUCAAAAGGUCAAGAGAACUGCAGCAAAUGUGCAUUGGACUCCAAUUGACAAUUUUCAUGUGAAUGGUGAGGAAAUGCAGCCCCAAAGCAACCACUCUAAUGUCAGUCUUACCAAAGAACAAUAUGGCCAAUUGGUGACUCUGCUUCAGCAUUUUCAGACUAGCUCUGGUGGAGAUAACCCAGAAAACAAUACUAUUGGUGGAAAUGCGAAUUUUGCAGGUAUUUUCGCUUGUUCUGCCCCUUCAACGAAGAGGCCUCUGGAGAUUGGUAAGGUCAAGGAUGGCUUGUACCUCCUGUGUUCAAGUUGUCUGAAGAACUCCUGCUCAAAGAACUCUUGCUCAAUUUCAUCUGUCCCUUUGCUUCUUCCAGAUUCUGUUUUGUCUAAAACCUUUGAUGUAAAUAGCUUGCACUGUCAACAUUCUGAUUCACCUGGUUUAAAUCCCAGCAGAGACAAAAAAUAUAAGGUGACUUCUUCCUAUUUGCCUAAGCCAGGUGGACAGAGUUACCCGGUACAUAUGCUGGUUGGAGAUCUAAAGUUGCAGCCUUCAUUUGCUGAGAUAAUGGCUGCUUUGAAACCACUGCAAAAGCCUAUAACCAGUUCACAAGUACCAAAACCACUGGGGAACAGAGGUCAAGAAAAGGAUCGGUCAUAA